Messenger RNA from Cricetulus griseus (Chinese hamster), 2759 nucleotides. Lineage: Eukaryota; Metazoa; Chordata; Mammalia; Rodentia; Cricetidae. The record is from RefSeq and is a predicted model, not a curated record.
GCUACUCCAGUCGGAGGGUUCAGAGCCCCAGUAGCAAGAGCAACGACACUCUCAGCGGCAUCUCCUCCAUCGAGCCCAGCAAACACUCAGGCUCCUCCCACAGCCUGGCCUCGAUGGUAGUGGUCAAUUCAUCCAGCCCCACAGCUGCGUGCUCAGGUUCAUGGGAAACCAGAGGAAUGGAGGAGUCUGUGCCCACCACCGAUGGAAGUGCUGAGAGCCUCUAUGUACAAGCCAGAGUCGCAAAGGAGGGAGUUUGCCGAGAAGCUGGAGUCCCUGUUGCACCGGGCCUACCACCUGCAGGAAGAAUUCGGUUCUACCUUCCCCUCUGACAGCAUGCUGCUGGACCUUGAGAGGACCCUCAUGCUGCCCCUGACUGAGGGCUCACUGCGCCUUCGGGCCGAUGAUGAGGACAGCCUGACCUCGGAAGACUCUUUUUUCUCAGCCACUGAGCUCUUUGAGUCUUUGCAGGUUGGAGAUUACCCGCUCCCUCUCUCCAGACCUGCUGCUGCCUAUGAGGAGGCUCUGCAGCUAGUGAAGGAGGGCAAAGUACCCUGCCGAACACUCAGGACAGAGCUGCUGGGCUGCUACAGUGACCAGGACUUCCUGGCCAAGUUACACUGUGUACGGCAGGCCUUUGAGGGGCUUCUGGAAGAAAGGAGCAACCAGGUCUUCUUCGGGGAGGUCGGCCGGCAGAUGGUGACAGGCCUGAUGACCAAGGCUGAGAAGAGUCCCAAAGGCUUCCUGGAGAGCUAUGAGGAGAUGCUGAGCUACGCCCUGCGGCCUGAGACCUGGGCCACUACCCGGCUGGAGCUGGAGGGCCGAGGGGUGGCGUGCAUGAGCUUCUUUGACAUCGUGCUGGACUUCAUCCUCAUGGAUGCCUUCGAGGACUUGGAGAACCCUCCGUCUUCGGUGCUUGCUGUCCUGCGGAACCGCUGGCUGUCUGACAGCUUCAAGGAAACGGCCCUAGCCACUGCUUGCUGGUCUGUCCUAAAAGCCAAGAGGAGGCUCCUAAUGGUGCCCGAUGGCUUCAUCUCCCAUUUCUACUCCGUAUCGGAGCAUGUCAGUCCUGUGCUGGCCUUUGGCUUCCUCGGACCCAAGCCCCAGCUUGCGGAAGUCUGUGCUUUCUUCAAGCACCAGAUUGUGCAGUACCUGAGGGACAUGUUCGACCUGGACAACGUGCGCUAUACAUCAAUACCAGCCCUAGCAGAUGACAUUCUACAGUUGUCCCGGCGCCGCAGCGAGAUCCUGUUGGGCUACCUUGGGGCACCAGUGGCUAGUAGCACUGGGCUAAAUGGGCCACUGCCUCGAGAGAAUGGGCCCCUGGAAGAGCUGCAGUAAUGGGACACAGGCUGGAGGGGAGGUGGCGGCUUGAGCCUCAUUCACAAGGGUGACAGGAGAGAGAAGGCUGCCCCUCCCUUCCUUCGGGUUGGCGUCCAAGGGCCAGGUGGCCAAGGGCCAUUGUCCCUGAGCCUGAUACACCUCCUCAUCUGGAAAUCCCAACACCCAGAGGACAAAUUUCCAUGGAGAGGAAUCACUAGGAGCCUAUCCAGAUGCCCUCAGGGUUGCCUUGGCAGCAGGGACAGGCCAGGGACAGUAAGGUGUGACAAAGGGAAGAUGGUGAGAGAGGAAGGUGUUGUAGAGAUAUGGACCAUAGAGCCCCAGUCUCCUCUGGGCUGCAGACAGACAGCAAGGAGGUGAUCGGUGAGGGACAGGGCAUGCGGGGCCAUGUGGUGACAGUCACAGGGUCCUGGAAUAGGAGCCAGCACCCAGGCUUUUGGCAGGUAUGGAAAGCCCUAUCUGGGCCAUCCAGAGGUGAGCUCGCCCCACCUGUGCUCACAUUUGAGCAAGGACUAGCCCUUCAGAAACCCAGACACCGACCAGGACCCUGUCCCCCACAUUCCCACACCCUGCCAAAGACUCCGUUUUUUCAUCCCACCUCUGCCACCACCAAAGAUGGAGGCGGUGGGACUGGGCUCUUCUCACUCCCCCGUGAGCCUGGAACUUCCUGCGCAGUGCUGGGCUCCAGCUGAGGGCUCGAAGCAGAGCUCACAGAGGCCUAUCACCUGUGUUGCUAUCUGAUGCUCUAGAAGUGAGGGCCUAGGAACCAUGACAGGGAGGGCAGAGGAUGCACAGCAGUGCCCCGCCCCCGCCCCCACACAAGAAGCUGGACUCGGCACUUUGCCUUCAGCUCCAUGCACACACUUUGAGGCUGCAUAGCAGCAUAGAGCCACCUCAAGGCUGCUGCCACCCAGGGUCCUGUAAGCAUUUGUCAUGGCAGCUGCAGGGGUCCUGGCAGCCUGAGCUGGGAAUUUUUUUAUUUAUUGCCUUAACACUUUAUUUGGAUGUUCUGCCCCUUCCAGGUUGUAAGACCUGCAGGAGGUGAGACUCCUGGUCUGGUCUGGAGUUGAGCACUGGCUCCUGGGACCCAGUCCCUCUGGAAGGGGCAAGGAGGAUACAGUGAGGAGAGGGUGGUCACGGCUCUGGCUCCAGAUCCUCCUCUCUGAGGCCUGUGUUUAGAAGGGAGGAACCCUCCGAGCUCAGUCUUGACAUUCCAUUCAUUUGCACUUACCUUGAGCUGUGAAUGUAACCCCGGGCCAAGGCCCACUCUGAUUUGCCCUGAUUCCCACAGCAGUAGCGUUUUCAUCUUGUCCUUGUUUGUGUCCACGCAUUGCCCUAGAGCACUCAUCUGUCUCAGCUUCCAAGCCCCAAUGUAAAAUGUGUGCAGUGACUGUGAGUCAGAUAAAGAUGGAAACAGCCUC